AUGUCCUCAUUAAUCAAGGCAUCUCCUUCGCCCGAGGCAGGCACAUACUCGUCGACUCUGGCUCUUCCCAGCGGGACACGCAAGAGCGUUAGUAGUGGUGGCCAAAGGAAUGCCUGGCUGGAGCAGCAGCUACGAGAGCCAUCCCUCAGAGCGCAGAGCGGCCUGUCUCGCGAUACGCCUCAGGCUAUUCGUCGAGAGAUACAGCGCCGGAGAGCACGUGGGAGAUGGCCAGAACUAGACGGCGCUGGCCCACGGAAGAGCAUGUCGCCCACGGAAUUACUACAUGUCAAGGGCGAGAGCAUCACAGGGUCUCAUAUUGAGGCAUGCCAUUCAACCGGAUCCAAGAAGCGACCGCGACGUGAGUCGAGUGGGGACCAAAAGAAAAGACGUACUCUCGAUAUCAGAUCACUCGCGAAGCCCCUUGCGGCCGUCACCAACACGGUCGGAACAGCUCCCUGCCCAUCGUCCUCUCGCCCUCCUCGUGAAGGUGAAGGACGUUCAUUCCCGCUCCCAAACACCUCGGUGAAGAAGAACACUGGUCCCCAGCAGUAUCAGACCCCGGCUUCACAGUCUACUUCAUCAGUGCGGGACAUCUAUGCCGUGCCCAUAUCUCCAGCAAGACCGGCUUCCAGACCGUUGGCGGCCAUCGCACCGUCCUCGCGCAGACUGAACGCAAAGACGCAGGCGUCGAGGGCGAUUGAGCGGCUGCAGAAGCAGAGCAAGCCCCGUGGGUUUCCGGCUUCCUCGUCCUGGAGUCAGACCUCCUCCCCGCUGGCGGUCACUAGGUCUCCUCCUCUUCGUGGACUUCGCGAUCGAUCCGUCGCGAUUCCAUCAAUUGAGAAGAGCCCCUCGGUCAGUCCGGUCAAGAUGCCGCCGGUUGGCCUGGGAAGGGAUAUCUGCUCUGACCGAGCAAAGUCAAGGCAGCCUCCGUCUGCAAAAGAAAAGCACACGAUCGCGCUUGACACCCCUUCUCGGUCGAAGAGCGGAGUUGCGCCGUCCGAGAAGGCCACAUGCAAUCAGCUCCCCGCUCCAGAGUCCACCCAGGCAUCUAGCCGUGGUGAUUUCCAAGGACGCAUGGCCUCCAGGACUCUUGAGAAUGCACGUGCCGCUACCGAAGCUACCACCAUAAGCUCUGAGACCAGCAUCGAUCAGCGACUUACACCCGAGCAGCAUUUAGUGUUGAUCAAGUACUGCAUGGAAAAGGAGGACCAGUUUCUUGCCUUGGCGCAGCAUCCUGGAAGCCUAGAUGAGCCCUUUUGGAUGGCCGUCAGCGACACAUUUCACAGAAGCUACCCAGAGCUUCACUUCAGUUGGCAGCGGGCAAGCCAGGAGGUGGGUGAUCUCGUUCUGGACCGUCGACUUCGCGGGGAGCUCCACCGACUCGGAUCUCCGCCAGAGUCAUCAUCCAUGAAUUUGGAGCUCAGCCAGGCAGUUGAUCGGUGGCACGAGCUCUGUCUCCGGAGGGAGACUCACCGGCAGGUCGCGAAUUGCGGCCCCUCGUUCACCGUCUACAUCUCGGACAUGCUUGUUAGAUUUGCAAAGUCCAUCACGACGGAUGUCUUGACGGCGUACCAGAGCUCUCCCGACCGACUAUUGCGAGAGAUGAUGGAGAUAUGCGAGUUCACUAUCAGCGGUGACCAUGAUAUCGUCAGAGCUGCCUUGGAGAGACCAGACUUCUGCCGAACAGCUCGAGAGGUGAGAUCACCUUCAGACUCGCGCUCGGUUACCACGUCAGCUUCUGCCUCGAUACAUUCGCCAGAAGUGGGUUCGCCGGAGGGCGAUGGCUUUUUCUCUUCUGACUCCGAUACUUCAGAAGACGAGGAUGCUUCCUCCGACUAUGCACCCAGCCGAGCAGUGUCCUUACGUCCGACCCCGAGGAAUACGCGACGCCACCGAGAUGUUUCGACACCAGAUCUAGAUCCGCAACUGGGGAGGAGGCUUUCUGAACUUGAACUCAUAUAUUGCAGCCAGUAUUUGAGCCCUGCAUAG
Molecule: messenger RNA, 1989 nt
Organism: Thyridium curvatum
Lineage: Eukaryota; Fungi; Ascomycota; Sordariomycetes; Thyridiales; Thyridiaceae
Exons: 3
Coding region: 1-1989 (662 amino acids)
Source: RefSeq, a predicted model, not a curated record